CCCAAGCCCACCCGCCGCACGACACACGCUCCUUUGGCCUGCACUGCCCUCCUAGAGCACUGUUCCGACGCGUUGCCUUCACGUCUGAGCCGUGCUUUGUCGCCAGGACCACCCGUCUUGACUCACCCGCAUGUCAUUGAUGAGUCGUGCCUUCCGUGUUUGUUCAUCACGAGGAAUUCCUUACUAUACUACACCCCACCGGCUCUCACCUUCACCACAACGACUCUUUCUGCGCCCAAUUGCUCAAAGUUGUCUUGCCAGCUCACGUCCACUUCGUUCAUUCUUUCGCAUGCCUGCGGAAAGGCUACCUUCACCCUAUCCACAAGAAGAGCCUGUCGCCAAACGGCGGAAGACCGGACCUUCUGGGCCUCGCGUCACAAGAUCAUACAGCGGCAUGUCGUCUCGGCCGGAGGCAGAUCCAACCACGCUGGAGCUGACCGACGAGGAGACGAAGCUCCGCAAUCUGCUCCUUGCGGUUGCGGCCUACAUUGACCAGACUCCUGCCGCCGAGAGUGCUGGAGUAUCUGUCCCCGAAGGUGUCGCGCAAGAGAAGACUGUGUUGCGAUGGACGGGCGGUUGGGUUCGCGACAAGCUACUAGGUGUGCGUAGCCACGAUGUCGAUGUCGCCAUCAACAAUAUGACCGGCGAGCACUUUGGCUUGAAGAUGCUUGAAUAUCUCAAAGUCCCGGGCAACCUCGAAAAGCACGGCUUCGGGGCAGAUGAGAGCAGCAAGAUUAUCUCUGGACUACACACCAUCAAAGCCAAUCCAGAAGCCUCUAAGAACCUGGAAACAGCCACCAUUAAGGUCAUGGGCAUUGACCUCGACCUUGUCAAUCUUCGCAAAGAGACGUACGAUGAAGUUAGUCGAAACCCGCAGAUGGAAUUUGGAACCGCAGAGGAGGACGCCAUGCGACGAGACGCUACUGUGAAUGCCAUGUUCUACAACUUGAACACACAACAGGUUGAGGACUUUACGGGCCGUGGUUUCGACGACAUGGCAGCAAAAAUCAUACGCACUCCUUUGGAACCCUAUCAAACCUUCAAAGAUGAUCCCCUGCGAGUGCUCAGGCUAAUUCGCUUCGCGAGUCGACUCGACUACACUCUCGAACCGGAGACCGCAAAGGCUAUGGCAAAUAAGGAUAUUCAAGAAGCUCUCAAGAUCAAGAUCAAACGCGAGAGAGUAGGAAUCGAGAUGGAGAAGAUGCUCAGGGGGCCGGACCCCGGCAUGGCCCUGCGACUCAUCGACGAGGCAGGUCUUCACGAUACCAUCUUUACCGAUCCAACCCGAAAGCUGGAGUUCCAACCUGAUGUCCAACACUACCGGAAAGGCUAUAAGUUUAUGACCGAAUGGAUCAACGAACGGGAAGGCUCAAAAUACCCGGUGAUUCCUCAGACGCUGCUAAGCACCCGUGAUGCAGAGUCUGACGAAGAGUAUUUGGCGUGGGUCUGCGCCGCAGUGUUAUCGUGGGCCGACGCUCCCAAGCUUCCGCCUCCGAAGAAGAACAGACAACCUCUCUACGCGGCUUCCCUCGUGGCCCAGGAAGGCCUGAAAGCCCCUAAUCGAGUAUGCGAUGUUCUCACAGCUUCCUUGAACAAUUAUGAGGCUGUCAGUCAAUUGGUUGGAGAGUGCCAAAAGCGACUCCCCGAAGAGGAUCCUUCGUCACCAGCUCAGAGGGAAAAGAUAGGAAUGGCGCUACGAAACUGGGGUCGCACAUGGAGGUCACAAGUUCUCUUUGCGCUGCUGCACGAAAUCGUACAUGGCGAGCGUUCGACGGAAGAUGUUCUUCGCCAAUAUGCCAACUUCCUUGCCCUCGUCACCGACCUGGAUCUUCUGGAUGUUAUCAAUCUAAAACCUCUCGUGAAGGGCACCGAUCUGGCCAAGGCUCUCGACGUCAAACCCGGCCCGUGGAUGAAGGACGCUCUUGAUGUCGUCUUAGCCUGGCAGUUGCGUAAUCCUUCCGUGACGGACCCAGCCAAUGCGAUAGAGGAAGUGAAAAAGACUAGCAAAAGUGAGCUACCCUCUCGACUCAUGUUCCACUUCCUGACGCUUACGAUCCGCCCUCUUUUCUCGCAGACUAAGACAGAUGUUAUUGGAGACGCUCCAGCACCUUGGAAGAUGCGUGAGAACAAGUCCUUUCUAGAUUUGCUGCAUUGGUGCAUAAAAACGGUUGACGAGAAAGAUCUGCGAGAGUGCUUCAGGUUAAUAAGGCCGCCAAUUUUCCGGAUGCUGGAGGACGGUAAUCUCGAAUGGAAAGCCAAAGCGUGCCAGGUCAUUACCCAGCUGGCGAAGAAAGCACCAGAGAAUAUCAAGGAAGAGUGUCGGAAUCUAUUCUCUGAAGAUGUGUUUGGUUGCUUCAACUACCUUCCUACUUUGACCCCAGCACCAGAGGCUGCGGGCCUGCUGGAGCAUGUGUAUCCUGCUUUGAUCUCGUUCGUGCCUGUAGCGGAAGAAAGAAUUGCAGCUCAGGAGAGGCAGGCCGUUGCCUCAAGGGGAGAAGCGCGUACUAAUAGUUUUGUACUGAGCGAGAAGGACAUCCGGUUUCUCGAUAAGGUCGUUCGGCAAGGCGUCAUAGCAGUCCUGCAACACGCCCCAACUCCAACGACUUAUCCUGAACUCACGACCCUCGUUCUGCGCAACCUAAUCUGUCUCAUCGUUGCAGAGGAGAUCGAGUGGGUAAAGCACGCCAACGAUAUACUUCCAAUGCUUCACGACAUACUCCGCGACAAGAUAAGUCCCACGCAUCCCGACCUGCCACAAGCGGCAGCCAAAUGUCUCAGUAUAUGCAUCGCCAAGGGAUGGCCUCGCAUGGAUACGAAGCGCUUGCAGGAGGUUUACCUUUCCACCGCUACAGCUUGGGUCAAUUGCUCGGAAUACGACACAAAUUUAGAAGGCUUAGAGGGGCUGAGACAUGAUUUAAAAAUUACGACGUUGUAUUUAGAUAAUGUUUCUAACAGGGAUGGUAUCGACAUCGACACAGCAAGUUGGUGGACUGGAGAGAAAGAGAGGGCUAGGAAGGAGAACGCGUCUUGGAAAGAUAUGCUGGAGUCUUGUAGCACAUGAGACCAGAGUGCAAGCAGGACUGCAUGCGUGACACGCACCACCAAAAAUAUAUCACUUUUGCCACUCG
Paraphaeosphaeria sporulosa is the source of this 3128-nucleotide messenger RNA. Its product is annotated as poly A polymerase C-terminal region-like protein. Bases 131 to 3061 code for a protein of 976 amino acids. Gene Ontology annotation, molecular function: RNA binding; ATP:3'-cytidine-cytidine-tRNA adenylyltransferase activity. Gene Ontology annotation, biological process: tRNA 3'-terminal CCA addition. The record is from RefSeq and is a predicted model, not a curated record. Lineage: Eukaryota; Fungi; Ascomycota; Dothideomycetes; Pleosporales; Didymosphaeriaceae. The transcript is spliced from 3 exons.